Messenger RNA from Aspergillus alliaceus, 1345 nucleotides. RefSeq names its product ribonuclease H2 subunit C. The record is from RefSeq and is a predicted model, not a curated record. Gene Ontology annotation, biological process: RNA catabolic process. Gene Ontology annotation, cellular component: ribonuclease H2 complex. NCBI's taxonomy places the organism in Eukaryota, Fungi, Ascomycota, Eurotiomycetes, Eurotiales, Aspergillaceae. The coding region runs from base 215 to 685 and encodes 156 amino acids. The transcript is spliced from 4 exons.
GUGGGAGUUGAGCACGCUCAUACUAAAUCCCCGAUCCACUGACGGUCUGAGAUCGGAAAUUUCCGCUCUAGUGUCACUUUACACGAUGAACGCGACGCGUUCUUCUCCCGCCAUCAAAGUGUCAUCCAACAAUCAAAAUCGAUAAGAUACCUUAUGUCCGAUUCAAUUACUUCUAUUUCUACACGAGCCAAUUACAGCUAGCAUUCAACAUAUCAUGUUCGCCAUCCAACCCCAGCAACAGCCAGAAACCCCAAUCUCCACAGACAGUGUUACCCCAAAUAUUCUCCCUUGCCGGAUCCACCGCGAUGGUCCAACGGGGUCGCUGAACCGUUACUGGAGGCCUAGACCUGAUGAAAAAGAUCUGCAAACUGCCUACUUCCGCGGCCGGAAACUUCAGGGCCGGCGUGUUGCGGUUCCAGAGGGAUAUGAAGGUGUUGUUGCACUUCCAACAGAACGCGUACUGCCAUCGACCCGAAGAAACACAGGCUCUGCGAUCAAUGGGGAAGCCGAGCAAGAAGAGCCAGUUAAGAUUCUAGAGAAACAGGCAACCUUUGAUGAAUAUGUUGUGUGGGGGCAUGAACUGGCACCUGCAGCCGACGACUCCUUUGUCAAGGGAGUUGAAGAGUGGCUGAAAUUGGCUGAAGCGAUGCAUUGCCAACCUAGGGAUAAAAAGAAGUCCUCAUGAACCUGGCUUCCGGGUAGGCUGGGGAUAUCCGAUGCAACGAAACCAUUCAAAUACGUAUACGGUUCCUGGUGAGCACUACUCAAAUACCAGGAUAAACGUCCCUGGAGAAGCUGCGAUGCCGCCUGACGAGAAGCGGCCGACCUUCUCUACUCAGGUAGCCGCACAUGGAUAUCUUCGCUUUGUUACACUUGGGUAGAUAGUGUUGCUCGACACAGUCGUUCACCAUGCGCACAAUCUUGCUUAUGGAACCCUGGAGCAAUCCGAUCUGCUUAGAGAUACGCAGCUAAUUUUCGUGGAAAUUCACUUCCUAUCGGCAUCGUACACUUUACCCUUCGCCUGCGUCCAUUUUUUACACAUACGAGCACUUAUCUACAGCUCAAGGCCCUUUGGGGUUGCAUAUACUAUCGUGUUCGGUGUCAAGGACAUUGCUUUGUUAAUGCACGAUAUCUAGAAGCUACAUGCAGCGCCCCAAGAAGUUCUUGUUAUCUUAUUAUACAACCAAAUUUUUACCUAUGUUUUUGGAAGUCAAGAAUUGCAUUGUUCUAUUCAGUUGAGACUAGUGUAGAUGAAGAGGAUCAAGGGGUACACUAUUUAUCGAUAAGGCUGAUAAGCCCUGACCGCCCAACUAUGAAAUCAAAUAUGGGUGAAUUUAAUCGAGGC